AUGGGAAAUCAAAGAAAAGAUGGACACAGAGCUAUAGAGAGUCAAAGUCCUGCAGAAGUUACUUCUACUAAUCCAUUUGAAGAAAACCUUUCAAAUAAUCCCUUUGAUGAGAGUCCCGACUCACCUGCGGAAAACAACAGCAGCACUACCCAGCAAAGAUAUCAAUUUAAAAGCUCGGCCAUUUCCACUGAUGAAAAAGCUGUCAUUAAGACUCAGCGGGACAAGCGACAAGCUCCUCUGCCUCCAGGAAGAAAUCAAACCAAGAGACAGAGUAAUAAGGAGCCAGAUGCAUCUACACAUCUGGCACAAAUUAACAAGUUGAGCAAAGAAAAAAAUGUCAAAACUGCCAGUAUUCUCCCUCAGCGCUCGUUGCAGGUGAACGCUCCUCUGAGUAGGCCUUCUACAGACACAAAGAACAACCAGAGCUUGACGCUUAAUAGUGCCACCAAAGGAACUACAACAACAACAACAACAGCCAAACACACUAAACGACCUGCACCGACUAGACCUCGCUCUGUGGAAGAGAAGCCAUUCUCUGAACCAAAAACAUCUAAUGGACGUGUCUCGGAGGCAAAACAAGUCCCUGUUGUUUAUGGUUUAAAUCCAUUUGACGACGAUGAAGAUGAAGACGAAAAUGAGCUCACAGCCCAAGAUGAUAAAACGGCUUCUGGUAACACCAGUUCAGUAGUCUGGCCUGCAGCUGUGUCACAAGCUAAAGACGACAUCUCGCAGAUAAAAAAAUCGUCAAAGAUAGCCCACGCACCUUUGCCUCCUGCAAAGACAGCCACCACAUCGAACACUGACGGAGGCCAUGUUAGAGAUAAAACACAUGUGACUGUACCCGAUAAGAAUGCAACACAAACAUUUGAUCCAGAGCCCGAAGCCAUACACUCCAGAACAGUCGAGGAGAGUCCGCCACAAGAGUCCCAGCCUGUGACAGUGCUGCGUGCUGGAGUGGAAGCAAGUGGGAAGAAGGAAGGCCCUCAUGCAUCAUCGCGCAGGCUUCUACCUGUAAAACCCCUUAACUCAUUGGAACAGCAGUCUGUCUCAGGGGAAAAGGAUCACAAAUCCAAAGGAAUCCCUUUUGAAGUUGAGGAGAACACAAAGGUCAGCAGCUCUGGGGUGAAGGGGCCGUUCUCCCAGCUGACUCAGGAGGAGCUCAUCUCUCUAGUGCUGAAACAGGAGAAACAGCUGCUGCAGAGGGACAGUAAGAUAUCAGAGCUGGAGCACUACAUUGACAACUUGAUUGUGCGCGUCAUAGAGGAGAAACCAAGUAUCCUCAUGUCCCUGAACGCUCUGAAGAAAAUGGCGUAGGUGGGUUCACGGCUGAGACCUUAUUCCUGCCGGUGUAACUUUAUUCCUGCUGUACCCUAAUCAGUUCCAGUACUAAUAAUGUGACUUCAUUCAUGACAGUUAAUGUGGAUUACAAGGUAACUGGAAUAACAACAAAAAAAUAAAGAUUUGCAAAGUUUGAACAUGCAAGAGGUCAAUUUAAACUUAAUGGCAUAUAAUGUCAAAGAUUAAAAUAUGUAUUCUAAAAUAAAUCUUGCACUGGGGAGUUCUGUCAGCUUGCAAUCAAAGAUGUCUGAGUAUGAAUAUCUUUGGUUUUUUUGUCACUUUGCUACUUUGAAACAACCUUUUGGUUGUGUAUCUAUAAUUGUUUUCAUGUUGAGCAUAAAACUGUCAUGCAGGAAUAACUUUGAUAAAUGUCUGAUGUUGCUAACAUGACAGACUUAAUUAUGCAUUUAAUAGAAAAACAAAUAUUCUGUUAGCAUCAUGUCCACUGGUGAUAUCUCCAGUAGACUUGAGCCUUAUUUUACUGUCAAACAUAUGCACUAGUUCUGUCUCUUGCUCUUGUACUGAAUGUCAAACGUUUACAUGAUUGUACUAACCCCCAAAAUGGCACUUUACGCAGCUUACACUAUCAAUGUGAUAUGCACACUGAAUUGCUGUACUAUACUGAGGUCACUGCUUUAUGGUAUUACAUUAUGCAAAAUAAAUGAACAAAUGAAUUAAAAACUAAUUCUUCAUUUUCCAAGGUUAAAAAUUGUUUUUCUCAACUUCGUCUUGCUGUUUUUUUUA
Scomber scombrus (Atlantic mackerel) is the source of this 2082-nucleotide messenger RNA. RefSeq names its product BUD13 homolog. NCBI's taxonomy places the organism in Eukaryota, Metazoa, Chordata, Actinopteri, Scombriformes, Scombridae. The record is from RefSeq and is a predicted model, not a curated record. The transcript has 4 exons. The coding region runs from base 1 to 1314 and encodes 437 amino acids. Gene Ontology annotation, molecular function: small GTPase binding. Gene Ontology annotation, biological process: regulated exocytosis. Gene Ontology annotation, cellular component: intracellular membrane-bounded organelle.